AUGUGCAGUGCAUUAAUUGCUGCCUUUUCGGGUUAUGGACUCUUCGGGCUUGCUACACAACUUGGUGUUAAGUUUCUUGAUAAAUUUGCAAAAGUUGUUGAUUAUCGGUCAACAUUUCGGGUAAUCGAGUUCAUUUGGGUGGCGGUAGGAGUUGCGAUUCAUCAGUAUUGUCAGGAAAAAAAUAUUUCUAUUAAUGAUAUUUAUAAAGAAGACAAUAAUAUUUUAAAAGUGUGGUACAAUUUUUACCAGUGGGCGGGAUACUUGAAAUUACAUAAGCUCGGCAUUCGAAUGGCAAAUUUCGACCUACAAAUGCAUAGUUUGAUGGCAUUUGCACCUUUAUUCCCUGCUACAAGAAAAUAUAGAUAUACUGAAUCCGUCGCUCGAUUCUUAUCGGAUCUUCGAAGUAAUCCACAAUUUCUUCAAGAUCUUCGAUCCGUACCUUCUGUUAAUUUAACACAGGAAGGGAAAUCUUUGGCUCAUGACGAGUCCCUAGAAACAUAUGGAGUAAAAUUUCUUAAGGAAAAUUUGACUG
Molecule: messenger RNA, 532 nt
Organism: Dentiscutata heterogama
Lineage: Eukaryota; Fungi; Glomeromycota; Glomeromycetes; Diversisporales; Gigasporaceae
Source: the annotation of a GenBank genome assembly